AUGGCUCAGCGGCUGACUCUGCGCAAGCGCAACCCUUACAACACCAGGUCGAACCGCCGGCGCGUCGUGAAGACCCCGAGCGGUGAGCUGCGCUACCUUCACAUCAAGAAGCUGCCCACUGCCCCGAAGUGCGGUGACUGCCACACUAUCCUCCCGGGUGUGAAGGCCCUUCGCCCGCGUGCUUACGCCACUGUGUCGAAGCGUGAGAAGACUGUCCAGCGUGCCUACGGUGGUAGCCGCUGCGCUGACUGCGUCCGCACUCGCGUCAUCCGCGCCUUCCUUGUUGAGGAGUCGAAGAUAGUCAAGAACGUUCUCAAGGCUCAGCAGGCCAAGCAGCAGUAA
Molecule: messenger RNA, 342 nt
Organism: Malassezia pachydermatis
Lineage: Eukaryota; Fungi; Basidiomycota; Malasseziomycetes; Malasseziales; Malasseziaceae
Product: 60s ribosomal protein l34-b
Exons: 2
Coding region: 1-342 (113 amino acids)
Biological process (GO): translation
Cellular component (GO): ribosome
Molecular function (GO): structural constituent of ribosome
Source: RefSeq, a predicted model, not a curated record